CGUCCGUCGGCUCUAUUGUUCACCAACGCAAAAAGUGGCAUCAGUAUAAUCAUAUUCCACCUUUCCUUCUUUCUCUCUCCUCUCCACUAAAAUAUUCAAUAUUCUCCUAUUUUUCUGGCAACUAGAGAGAGAAAAAAUGGAGGACAUUGAUGAUCUUCCAAAAAACCCAGCAAAUUACACACCUCUCACUCCUCUUUGGUUCUUGGAAAGAGCCGCUACUGUUCACCCCACCAGAACUUCCAUCGUCCAUGCCUCUAUUCGUUACACGUGGCUUCAGACUUAUCAUCGUUGCCGUCAAUUUGCCUCCGCUCUUUCUCGCCGUAACAUCGUUACUGGUUCUACGGUAUCAAUUAUUGCUCCUAACAUUCCAGCCAUAUAUGAGGCUCAUUUUGGAGUUCCAAUGUCAGGAGCCGUAUUGAACACGGUAAAUAUACGUCUUAAUGCACAGACAAUAGCUUUCUUGCUUGGUCAUUCUGCUUCAGAAGUUGUAAUGGUGGACCAAGAAUUCUUUACUUUGGCUGAGGAAGCAUUGAAGAUAGUGGCUGAUACAAGCAAAGGCAACUUUAAGCCACCAAUUUUGAUUGUCAUAGCUGAUGAAAGUUGUGAUCCUAAAGGACUCCAGUACGCAUUGAGCAGAGGUGCCAUUGAGUAUGAAAAGUUUCUGGAGACAGGUGACCCAGAAUAUGCUUGGCAACCACCAAAAGAUGAGUGGCAGAGUAUUACACUAGGUUAUACUUCUGGUACAACCGCAAGCCCUAAGGGUGUGGUCUUGCAUCACCGCGGAGCUUAUGUCAUGGCCCUGAGUUGUGCUCUAGUCUGGAACAUGACUGAGGGAGCUACUUACCUUUGGACUCUUCCUAUGUUCCAUUGUAAUGGAUGGUGCUACACUUGGACUCUAGCUGCUAUGUGUGGGACCAGUAUAUGUCUUAGGCAGGUGACUGCUAAGGGAGUUUACCAAGCCAUUGCCAAACAUAAAGUAACUCAUUUCUGUGCGGCUCCUGUGGUGCUCAACACUAUCGUCAAUGCAAAAAAAGAGGACAAAAUCCUUCCUCUACCACAUGUUGUGCACGUCAUGACAGCUGGUGCUGCCCCGCCUCCCUCCGUGCUCUUUGAAAUGUCCCGUAUUGGCUUUCGUGUUGCCCAUACGUAUGGGCUUUCUGAAACUUAUGGGCCCUCUACUAUAUGUGCAUGGAAACCAGAGUGGGACUCCCUUCCUCCAGAAGAACAAGCCCGCCUUAAUGCAAGGCAAGGUGUUCGGUAUAUUGGUUUAGAAGGUCUUGACGUUGUCAACACUCAAGAUAUGAAACCGGUACCCGCUGAUGGGAAGACUGUUGGGGAAAUUGUUUUCCGGGGGAAUGCAGUGAUGAAGGGCUAUUUAAAGAACCCCAAAGCUAAUGCGGAGGCUUUUGCAAAUGGGUGGUUCCAUUCCGGGGACUUAGCUGUGAAACACCCUGAUAACUAUAUUGAAAUUAAAGACAGAUCAAAGGACAUAAUCAUAUCUGGUGGUGAAAACAUUAGUAGCGUGGAAGUAGAAAAUGUUAUGUACUUUCACCCGGCUAUAUUGGAGGUAUCAGUGGUUGCAAGACCUGAUGAGAGGUGGGGGGAGUCCCCCUGUGCAUUUAUUACACUGAAGCCGGAUGUUGAUCAAUCGAAUCAGCAGCAUCUGGCUGAGGACAUUAUGAAGUUUUGUCGGGCCAAAAUGCCUGCUUACUGGGUUCCAAAAUCUGUUGUAUUUGGUCCCUUGCCAAAGACUGCAACGGGAAAGAUACAGAAGCAUGUAUUGAGAUCAAAAGCUAAAGAGAUGGGACCUGUGAAGAAGAGUCGACUGUAAGUAUACUCUUUGAUGUUUUACCUUUGUUGAGUUUGUUCUUAUUCUCUUUUCUAUAUUUUAUUUAAUUAUUGAAAUAAGCAGCAAAAAAUGUGCUUGCUGUUGUACAACAUUGUCCAGUCCUACCCGCCCCUCCCAGGUACAAAAGCACAAAAGAAGGUCUGUUCUUUGUAUAACAUUGUAAAAUUUAUGUUGACAACAUUGUUUUGUGUUGUUAUUGAUUGAACUAUCUUUACUACAUAUUUGUAAUGGUGAUUUUGAUGGUUGGCAAUGAUAUAUGAGAAUUGAAAUUCAGUGUAUGGAUUUCAUAUUUGGAUUGGCAA
This is a messenger RNA of Chenopodium quinoa (quinoa), 2151 nucleotides long. Its product is annotated as acetate/butyrate--CoA ligase AAE7, peroxisomal-like. The transcript is spliced from 3 exons. NCBI's taxonomy places the organism in Eukaryota, Viridiplantae, Streptophyta, Magnoliopsida, Caryophyllales, Amaranthaceae. Bases 137 to 1831 code for a protein of 564 amino acids. The record is from RefSeq and is a predicted model, not a curated record.